AUGGAAUGUAAACAGCAGACAUUAACGGCUGUUUCUAUUGUCCGACGAGCAACACUUGCCUGUCUUCUUUAUUCUAUUGUGAUGACUUUACUUAUCGUUGAUGGCACAUCAGCGAACACCGAAGCCGAAAUCAUCUCCACCCAAAAUGAAAUUAUCACUUAUGUGAAUCAUACCGCAAAAUUAUCCUGCAUAAUUCAAAACAAAAAUCGUCAACACGUCACAUGGUCACGCGUGACAUUCAUGAAUGAAACCCAAAAAUUAACCAAUCUUCUAUUCGUUGAUCUCUUGAAAUAUACUCCGUUCAGUCGAUACCAUCUGACUCAUAUGAUCGAAAGAGAUAAUCGGGAAUAUUGGAAUCUGGAAAUUCGAAAUGUUCAUACGUCGGAUGAAGGUUAUUACAGUUGUGUGUUAACAGCAAUUAAACCAAUAUCAAAAAUCUUUCAUGUCAAGGUUCUUGAGAAUACACGCAAUCCGUUGUUUGCUCUACGUUCAUCAUUAGAUACAACUAAUAUGCAACGACGAUCCAAAGAAAGUCACUCGUCUUCUGCUUUAUCAAUCCUCCCCUCGUCGUCGAUAUUCACAAUCAUUUUAGCAAAUACAAUCUUAAAAUUUCUUUAA
This is a messenger RNA of Adineta ricciae, 618 nucleotides long. Lineage: Eukaryota; Metazoa; Rotifera; Eurotatoria; Adinetida; Adinetidae. The record is from the annotation of a GenBank genome assembly.